Messenger RNA from Carassius gibelio (silver crucian carp), 4714 nucleotides. RefSeq lists its product as uncharacterized. The coding region runs from base 1608 to 3566 and encodes 652 amino acids. NCBI's taxonomy places the organism in Eukaryota, Metazoa, Chordata, Actinopteri, Cypriniformes, Cyprinidae. The record is from RefSeq and is a predicted model, not a curated record. The transcript has 2 exons.
CCUUUCCGAUCCUGGCAGCUCACUGGAUUGUCAAGCAAGGUGGUAUUUGUUGCAGUUCAGAUGGGAGUCCAGUUUCACUUUUUGAAGCAAUGAAGCCUCAGAUUGAAGCAUAUAACAAGUUGAAUAAAAUAAUGUCUAUUACAUGUUCAGAAAAAGAUAACACAAUCAUUGAUGAUUCAUUUGAUCCAGAUUGGACAAAUAUAAUAGCCGAGGCUGAAAGAAAAUAUUUGCAAGAACCAGUAAACUCAACAAAAACUGUAAUGCCUCCUCCAUACAACCCAAUUUAUCCAGCUUUGCCUGGACAAUGUAAAGUUUCUAGUAAGUCAAAUGGAGGGCCAGUUGACAAAAUAUUUAUUGCAUCCGCACAGGCUGCUCCAGUAAUAACCAGAUCCAAAACAGCCCAGUCAAACAGAGACAUGUCGUGAUAUGCACCAGCACCUGCCUCUGAAUGGGGUGAUGAGACAAGAGAAGACGACAUGAUCACAGUUGACAAGGUUGGUCCUGAAUUCUCUUCACCUGCUGUUAAAAAGGAAGAAUUACAAUCUGAAAUGAUGACGGAAGAUAGACCAUUCACACCAGGAGAAUGUCAAGCCAUUCUUACAGCUUUGCCUCCUUUGAAGAGACAAGAUCCAAACACAGAGUUUUGGCGAGAAUUAGAUUCCUUGGUUGAAGCACAUCAAAUGUCACUAAAAGACAUACACACUAUUGUGAAAGCUAAAAUCCCAAGAGAUAGAUGGGAACGCUUGCCAGCGUCAAUAACGACAGCCCAAUGGAUAGACUUGUGGGUUGAUGGCCAGGGACGACCACUGGGCCUUUGGAGAGCCUUAGAUGAGUUCCGAAAAGAAAUCCAAAAUAUCCUGGGCAGCGGUAAGAUUCCUUUCACAUCAGUAACAUUGAUUAAGCAAAAAGAUGAUGAAUCUCCAGAUGAAUAUGCUCUGCGUAAAUGGAAUGCUUAUGAUGGUCUCGCUGUGCUAAGAAAGAACCAGACAGAGAUGAUGUACAGUUUACUGACACACUAGUGGAUGGUUUUAGCACAAAAUAUCAACAAGCCUUAUUACUUGGAGUCAAUCCAGGAGAAACAUUUGACCAAAUUAUGCAAUGGGCUGGUCGUCUAGAGAUGGCUAUUAGAUCAAACAAGGAUGAAGGAAACAGGCAGAAUCGAAAAGGAGUGGCAUUCGUUCAAUCCAACAGCGAUGCAGAGAAGAUGUUGAAGGUAUGCCACAAUUGUGGAAAACCUGGCCACAUCAUAAAAGACGUGGGCUAAAGGUGGUGGAGCAGAAGGUAAAGGCCCAUCAUUUAAAAAGGUAAAUGCCAAAAAUAAUGAUAAAACAUCUCAAGGAAAGACGUGGACUAAAGCACAAGUUCGUCAGCUCAUUGAAGGACUUCUGAACAAGUUCAUCAGCUCAUUGAGGGAAUUUUGCACCUACAAUAAGAAUAGGCGACCCUCUGUAAGAGUAAGAAAAAAGAGACAAUCGACUUUUCAUCCCUGCCUUGACAGGGAGUCAUCCAUGUGACUGUCUAAAAGUUAAGACGAUAUCUCACUAUGCUGGACAGAGCUACCAAAGAAAACAUCCAGAAGGAAUCAGUUCCAUUGACAUUGAUUAGAGAUGGUUGCAAGUUAUUCUCGAUACACAACAUCAAUGGUAUGCUUGUUUUUAUUUGGUGUUUACCAAGGAAGUCAAGCUUUAUGGACUCCUCGGGUUCAAGGAAUAACUCGGAAUGCAACUCUGAAAUCUGGUCAACAUUUUACUCUACCCUUUAUUUCCAAAUGGGGAUUAUGGGAUUGGGUGCCAAGUAAUGAUAAAGAUCUUGCUAAAUAUUGUGAGGGCAUCUAUGGUGGAUGUAACUAUCACCAUGAAUGUUACAAAAGUAGAGUAAUUUGGCCAGUUCAAAAUGGGGAAUAUUCUAAUAGUGGUCAAAGACAAGAAAUUUGUUCAAAAGAACAAUGUGAAAUUGUGGGGUUAGACCUCAUAACUUCUUCUAAUGUGGAAAUGAAUUUCAUAUUGAAUCGUAAUCACAUGCUUACAAUAUGGGAUUCGUUGGAUCGAGGGUGUGUUUAUCCCAUAGUGUUGCCAUGUGAGGGGUUCUUAAGAGAUACUGCCUCCAGAACGACAAGAUUCAAGGGAAAUUAUUUAAGAGUAUGGCAUUCAGAAGAUGAGAACAAUUAUUGUGAAACUGAAUUAGAAAAUGGGGAAAUUGGACGGUGUUUUUAUCUUUCUGCGGAAAAGACAAACAAAGCUAAAACAUGCCCUAAUACAACUAAUGUGCCAGCUCAUGGUAUCUUGUUAGCAAAAGAAACCAAAACUUUGAUAAAUGAAGCCCACAUGGUGCGACAACGUAUCAAUUAUAAUUUGAUGUCGCUGCGUACUGUUUUUGAUAAGUCCUAUUGUGGAAAUUUUACAAAAAUAAGGAGUUGGUUGGAAAAAGAAGUAAAAUAUUAUACCUCCAAAGAUCCUCUUAGUAGUCAAAAUCGUAAACCUCGAAGUAUAUGGGGAGAUAUAGCGGGGGUAUUUGGUUCUGUCAAUUCAAUUAGUAAUACUGCUCAAAUGAGUCAAUUAAGUAAAUACACUCAGUGGGUGGGAAAAAUGACAGGGAAAGGACUUACUGAAGCUCUUCAGGGUUCUAUACAUAUUAUAGCAGCGGGUCAACAUCUUAAUAAUGCUGCAAAGGAAUUGGCAGACGCAUCAGCAAAAUCAUCUAAUUUUGAGACACACCGUGCAGCGUGUUUAUUUUUAGCUCAAAAUUUAAAGGAUCAAAUGGUGGAAGAUGUUCAAGUUAUUCGGAUGGGUCAAGUUCCUGAACGAAUAGCUGAAUCUUUGUUAUUGGUUUUUGGUAAUCAACUUAAUUUAACUUCUGCCAAACAUAUUCCAUUAGUUAAAAUUGCAAUAGAUGAGAAAUCUUUAACAGGUUCUGGAGUACUACCUUUAAUUAUGGUAUGGCCUCAAUAUGGAAAGCGCAACAUAAUGACAGUUAGAAAAUUCCAGUCAAUGGGAAUUAGACAAGGAAAUUCAGUAAUUAGAUUAGGGAAAAAUGGAUAUUGGGCUGAGGGGAAACCACCGAUGAUUUCUACCAUAGACUGUUGUGUUGAGGAACAUGAGUGGGUAAUUUGUUCAUGUUCAACAAUGUAUAGUCUAUCUCUUAAUGGAUCUGCAGUUUGGGAGGUAGUUCCUUUAGAUCAAGCCACAGGUGCAUGGCAGGUGUCAGAAGCACAGUGGUGUAUAUUACAUGAUGGAAUAAGUGAAAAUAUGAUAUAUGGGGGGAAGUUGUGUCCAAUUCCUCCUGAUCCAUUUUGCAUUGAAAUUCUCUAUCCUCUUCAUUUAGGUGGAAUACAUGUUCCACACGUGCAAUUGCUGCAGGUAGAACCACAGUGGUGGAAUAAUGAUUUAGUGGAGGAAAGGAAUUAUGAACUCUUUGAAAUGGUUAAGAUAGUCAAAAAGAGUGUUAAAGCAGCUCAAGUGGAAGGAAUUCAAGCAAUGGGACAUAUUGUCGUAGCAAAGGGAGUAGCUAAAUUAUUGUCUGAAAGGAAAUUAACACAAAUUCCAGGGAAUUUAUCAUGGUCAGACUAGAUAGUUCUUAUUAUGGUAGGAGUCCUUGUGUUUAUGUUAAUAAUACACAUCAUCAUAUGUGUUACUAGAAGGAGAGGUGCUAAACCUACCAAACUAGUUAUUUCUAACCAUAUGGAUAAAGGAGAGAAUGGGAAAUAUAGAGUAAGAUAGGAUAUUUCAUACAUUGCACACUUAUGAACACAACCCCACAAACAAUCAACACCAGCUUACUGAUUUUCAACCCCAAGGGAUAGGAUUCUUUAACAUCAACAUUUAUGUUAGUUUGUUAUUUUGGCCAGGAACUGGAGGAGUUCAGGUACCGGACGAGUCCAGGCACUGGUGAAGAUUUAUUAAUUUUUCCUUUCCUUUAGAUAACUGGGGUUCAUUUUAAAUACAUACACAUAGAUGUAAUUACACACAUAGUAUGCGGGAACAUAUCAUGGGUUGGGGUUAUUUUGUUUGUUUUGUUCUAUUCCUGAUUCCUUAUGUUUCUAUUUUCCUGUCCUUUGUGUGUCUUUUGUUCUUUGGUUUGCUUUUUCUCUCCUUACUAUCACUCCAUUAGGUGGCAAUAAUGGUGUGAAACUGACGGCCGUAGUUUCAGAAUGGGGGAGAUGAAGACCAAAAAUUUGUUAUUUUAAUAUUACUUAUACAUAUAUUUAUUUGUGAAGUUUUAGUGCAUGAUGAAGUUUACUGCAUGAGUUAAAGUCUGCAUGAACAUGUAGGAUCAUAUGACCAGACACAGGGAGAGGAAGUAAUUUUAACCAUACCAGAAAUGUGUAUGUAACAUGUUCCACUGAUGCAUAGGGUGGUUUCUUCUUUCCACCAAUGUAUGUAUGUACAAAUAUACCAACUGAUGUAAGCAUGAAGUAUACAUUCUAUUUUAAACAAACCAACAUGUUUCUGUACCUUGUAAGGAACUUGGUCAGUGGUAUAUAAGCUAUGGUCACUGUUAAAGCCUUAGAGAAACUGAGAAACUGAGAAACGGAGAAAGAACAUACAGCUGGCAAAGACAACAAGUUUCUCUCCUAUGUCUGAUACAAGUUUCUCUCCUUUGUCAGACAACAAGUUUCUCUCCUAUGCCUGAUACAUAUGUCAAUAAAGAUUUUUGACAAGGCAACUGGUAUUCGGCCCUGUGAUUAAAUUGUAAGGGGACAAGACUGAUUUUAGAU